AUGAAAGUUGUGAAAGAUGUAUUGGAAGUUACAAAAGUGGCAGUGACAACUCAAACUGUAGCAUCUCAAAUUCCAUCCAUCGGAUGUCUUCGAUCUCUAGCAUAUACGUGUCCGCGAGGGAAGAGUACUUCAAUUGGUUUUGAUAAUCUGCCAGGGAAGAAUACUUCAAUUGGUUUUGAUAAUUUUGUGAAAGUAAGAAUGACAAAGUUGGAAAUAGAGCUACAGCUGGAGAAAACAUUAUCCGGUUUCACACUCAUAGAUUUUUCAAACAACCGAUUUUCUGGACGAAUCCCUGAUGCACUUGGCGAACUUGAUGCUCUUCUAGUGCUCAAUCUCUCGCACAACAACCUAAAUGAUUCCAUCCCAUCGUCAUUUGGAAGUAUGGCAGCAAUUGAAUCAUUAGAUCUCCCGUGGAACAAACUUGGUGGCAGGAUUCCUUCCCAAUUGACGAAUCUGACAUUUCUGGAAGUGUUAAAUCUCUCACAAAAUAAUCUUAUCGGGCCCAUCCCGCAAGGGAAACAAUUUGAUACUUUCGACAAUGAUUCCUAUAGUGGCAACUUGGCAUUGUGUGGCCUCCCACUGUCAAAGAAAUGUGGCAACGGUGAGGGACCAAAACCGCCUACACCAGCGUUUGUGGAAGAUGAAGGUUCUGCAAUACCCUUUAUUUGGGAACUUGCAAUGAUGGGCUAUGGAUGUGGAUUGGUGUUGGGAUUGAGGGUGGGAUACAUUGUUUUCACAACUGGAAGACCAUGGUGGUUUGUUAGAACGAUUGAGAGAGAUUGGAGAAGUAUGUUACGAGGUGGAUUCACAGGAAUGGAGGAAGAAGAAACUAACACUACAUCUAAAAUACUCAAUGGCAAUCGAACUGAAUUCGAGGAAGAUAUGCACCCUGCUUCACUGGGACCUGGCUAG
This is a messenger RNA of Durio zibethinus, 912 nucleotides long. Its product is annotated as receptor-like protein 7. The record is from RefSeq and is a predicted model, not a curated record. Gene Ontology annotation, molecular function: protein binding. NCBI's taxonomy places the organism in Eukaryota, Viridiplantae, Streptophyta, Magnoliopsida, Malvales, Malvaceae.